AUGACUUCACCCACUCUAACAAACCUAUUGACCAUAACUCUAUCCUACAUAAUCCCAAUCCUAAUCGCCGUGGCCUUCUUAACACUUGUAGAACGAAAAAUCCUCAGCUACAUACAGGCCCGAAAGGGCCCAAACAUUGUGGGCCCUUUUGGUCUACUUCAACCCAUUGCAGACGGAGUAAAACUCUUUAUCAAAGAGCCCAUCCGCCCAUCUACCUCCUCCCCUUUCCUCUUCAUCAUAACACCCAUCCUAGCCCUACUUUUAGCCCUCACAAUUUGAACACCCCUCCCACUCCCUUUCCCCCUUGCAGACUUAAAUCUAGGACUACUAUUUUUAUUAGCAAUAUCAAGCCUAACUGUCUACUCCUUACUUUGAUCUGGGUGAGCCUCUAACUCCAAAUAUGCUCUAAUUGGGGCCCUCCGAGCCGUUGCCCAAACAAUCUCAUAUGAAGUCACCUUAGCCAUCAUCUUACUAGCCACAAUUAUACUGAGCGGGAAUUACACACUAAGUACCCUAGCCACCACUCAAGAGCCUAUCUACCUCAUCUUCCCCGCAUGACCUUUAACGAUAAUAUGAUACAUCUCUACCCUCGCCGAAACAAACCGUGCCCCAUUCGACCUGACAGAAGGAGAAUCUGAACUUGUAUCAGGAUUCAACGUAGAAUAUGCUGCUGGACCAUUUGCCCUAUUCUUCUUGGCCGAAUAUGCAAAUAUUAUGUUGAUAAACACAUUGACAACUAUCCUGUUUCUUAACCCAAGUUUCCUGAACCUCCCAUCAGAACUAUUCUCAAUUACAUUAGCCACAAAAGUCCUCCUCCUCUCAUCUACAUUCCUUUGAAUUCGAGCCUCAUACCCACGAUUCCGCUACGAUCAACUUAUGCAUCUUCUAUGAAAAAACUUCCUACCCCUAACUCUAGCCCUAUGUCUCUGACAUGCCAGCAUACCAAUCAGCUAUGCUGGCUUACCUCCAAUCUAA
Messenger RNA from Meleagris gallopavo (turkey), 975 nucleotides. NCBI's taxonomy places the organism in Eukaryota, Metazoa, Chordata, Aves, Galliformes, Phasianidae. The record is from the annotation of a RefSeq genome assembly.